AUGAUCUGUGAAAAUCGGGCUAUAACUAGUAACAGCAGUGGCAGGUUUAACGUCCACCCUGGUUCUUGGUUUCAGGAACCACAGGCGUCUCUGGAAGCUCCAUCACCACCAGCCCUGGGACUGCGGCAUCUAGGGAAGCCUCAGCUACCCCAGUCACAGGCUCUGAGAGCAAGUCAGCCUCACCUGGGGUAUCACCUGGAGCAACCCCUGGACCCGGAGGUGGCAGCACCCCUGGAAGACCAGAAGCUGGAAGCACGAGCUCUGGGAAAUCAGGACCCUCUGGUGUUUCUGCAGGACCCACCACUGUCCCUGAGAGUGAGAACACACCCGGGGCUUCAGCUACCCCAGCCACAACCUCUGGUAGCAAAUCCGGCUCCACUGGCACAUCAGCUAGCAUCACAAGGGAAGGUAAAAGCUCUCCUUGGUUACCUGGGACCACCGCUUCUGGAAAUGAACCAGAAAGAUGAACACAGAGUCCACACCUAUAGCAUGAUCAGGGGACAAAGACUACUAAGACCCAAAUGGAAAUCAGGUGUUACUACGCCUCCGGCUCCUUUCACCACAGUAGCUGGAAGCACAGGCACAACAGGAACGGGGGGCAUCCCCUUCACCAGUCCUGGGGGCAUAUCAGGGGGAACAGAAAGACCUGCUGAGUCAACAACUGGAGGUGAAAGAGAAAGCACUUCUACUGAACCAAGCCCUGGAGUCACAAGCCAAGGCAAAACUGAGGUGUCACCUGGCACAACGCCUGGAUCUGGAAGUAGCAGCACCCUCGGGGAAAUAGGCACUGGAGCUACACGUUCUGAACCAUCAGGGACCUCAGGAGUCUCUGCAGGUUCCCCCACCACCGGUCCUGGUAGCAAGGGCAUAAAGGGAGCCUCAACUACACCAGCCACAACCGCCAGAAGCCAGGCAGGCAAAACUGAGGUGUCACCUGGCACAACGCCUGGAUCUGGAAGUAGCAGCACCCUCGGGGAAAUAGGCACUGGAGCUACACGUUCUGAACCAUCAGGGACCUCAGGAGUCUCUGCAGGUUCCCCCACCACCGGUCCUGGUAGCAAGGGCAUAAAGGGAGCCUCAACUACACCAGCCACAACCGCCAGAAGCCAGGCAGGCUCCACCAGACCAUCAGCUGGUACACUUGGACCAUCUGUUGGUACACCUACUGGGCCAAGUGGAACAACCGGAGCACCAAGCGGUGAAGUGACACCGUCUGAAGGUACCACGGGAGGGUCCGGGGGAGCGACCACAGGAGCAGGCAGAGGAAGCACAGCUGGAGCAUCAGGCACUGGGGGCACCAGCGCUGGAAAGGCAGCAGGAACAACUGGAGGAACAAGUGCAGCCACCACUGGAGCUGGGGGUGAAAACACAUCUGGAGCAUCAGGAACACCUGGGGUAUCACCUGGAGUGACCUCUGGACCUGGAAGCAGCAGCACCCCUGGAAAAGAAGUCACUGGAGCCCCGGGUUCUGGAACCACAGGCAUCUCUGGAGGCUCCACCAUCACCAGCCCUGGGACUGCAGCAUCUAGAGGAACCUCAGCUACCCUGGCCACAGCCUCUGAGAGAAAAUCAGCCUCACCUGGGGUAUCACCUGGAGCAACCCCAGGACUCGGAGGUGGCAGCACCCCUGGGAGACCAGAAGCUGGAAGCACGAGCCCUGGGAAGUCAGGUUCCACCACCAUCCCUGAGAGUGAGAACACACCCGGGGCUUCAGCUACCCCAGCCACAACCUCUGGUAGCCAACCUGGUACGACUGGCACAUCAGCUGGCAUCACAAGGGGAGGUGAAAGCUCCCCUGGGUUACCUGGGACCAAGUCCUCGGGAAAUGAAACAGGGGGAACAGAAAGACCUGCUGAGUCAACAACUGGAGCUGAAAGAGAAAGCACUUCUACUGAACCAAGCCCUGGAGUCACAAGCCAAGGUUAGCAUCGGAGCGCUUAACCACCGCGCUAUCAGGGCUCGGCGGGAGAAAGAUGUGGCAGUCUGCUUCUGUAAACUUGGAGACCCUGUGGGGCAGUUUUCCUCUUUUCUGCAGUAUCAACUAUAAGUAUGAGUA
Trichechus manatus latirostris (Florida manatee) is the source of this 2056-nucleotide messenger RNA. Its product is annotated as mucin-19-like. Bases 1 to 1926 code for a protein of 641 amino acids. The transcript is spliced from 22 exons. The record is from RefSeq and is a predicted model, not a curated record. NCBI's taxonomy places the organism in Eukaryota, Metazoa, Chordata, Mammalia, Sirenia, Trichechidae.